Messenger RNA from Diuraphis noxia (Russian wheat aphid), 2777 nucleotides. Its product is annotated as ATP-binding cassette subfamily G member 4-like. The record is from RefSeq and is a predicted model, not a curated record. Gene Ontology annotation, biological process: transmembrane transport. Gene Ontology annotation, molecular function: ATP binding; ABC-type transporter activity; ATP hydrolysis activity. NCBI's taxonomy places the organism in Eukaryota, Metazoa, Arthropoda, Insecta, Hemiptera, Aphididae. Gene Ontology annotation, cellular component: plasma membrane.
CGCUGUUUAGACAGUGGCGCGUAGUCAGAAUUGAACGGCUUGCCGAAACGCACGUUCGCCGUUCCAGUGUACGUACAUUUCGCGCAAUCUCGGCUUUCGUUUCCGACGAAUAUUUUUUGAUAUCGUUGAUUUUUACGUUCUUUCUUUUUUUUUUUUAAUUUUUUUUUUCAACCGAAUAGUUUCGUUCCCGUCAAUACAAUUCCUUCCGACUGGGUAUUUUUCAACGUACCUAUAUGCGUGCAGUAGUGUGUGACUAAAACGAAUCGAAAUAUUCAUCAUCGUAAUAUCAGUUAUCGCAUAUAAACUAUUUAAAUACGAUAAAAAAUAUUAUAAAUAUUAUACUAUAUACAUAACGAAUACUAUCCAUACAUUGUACAAACGUUUUGGACUGAUGCAUCAAUAGCCGCCGAAACAAUUUUGAAUAAUUUCAUCAAGAUUUAUUUUAAAAAAUGGAUCCACUUGAMGAUGUUGAGUAUUGUGAAUCCCACAAUCACCUGCUUAAAAGACCACCUGUAGAUAUCGAAUUUUCAGACUUGACUUACAGUGUACCACAAGGACGAAAUGGAUCAAAAAUUAUUCUUCGAAGUGUAAGUGGUUUGUUCAGAUCAGGCGAACUGACAGCGAUUCUCGGACCGUCCGGCGCGGGUAAAAGUACAUUAAUAAAUGUAUUAGCCGGUUAUAGAUGUGGUGACGCCCGAGGUUCUAUCAUGGUAAAUAGCCGACCAAGAGAAAUGAGAUCAUUUCGAAAAAUGUGUCGUUACAUAAUGCAAGAAGAUCUCUUACAACCAGCACUUACAGUAUUAGAGUCUAUGGAAAUAGCUUCGGAUUUAAAACUUGGUUAUACGAUUUCCAAAGAAAACAAACUUGAAUGUAUCGAAGAUAUCCUUAAAUUGCUUCGACUUACUAAAUCAAAACACACACUCAUGGAGAAUUUAUCUGGUGGAGAAAAAAAACGAUUGUCAAUCGCAUUGGAGCUUGUUAACAAUCCCCCUGUAAUAUUUUUGGAUGAACCUACGACUGGUUUAGACGACUUAUCCAGUUCACAGUGCGUGUCAUUACUUAAAGAUCUUGCCUAUGGCGGUAGAACAAUUAUAUGUUCUAUACACACACCCAGUGCAAAAUUAUUUGCAAUGUUUGAUCACAUAUAUAUAGUGGCCGAAGGACAGUGUAUGUUUGCAGGAGUCGGCCAGGAUAUGGUUCCGUACCUGUCAUCCAUAGGACUCAAUUGUCCAACACACUACAACCCAGCGGACUUCAUGAUCGAAGUUUGCAGUAGGGAGUAUGGAGAUUAUUCGGAAAAAAUGUCAACGGCCGUAGACAACGGUAAAUGUUUGAGGUGGUUCAAAGAUAAUUCUGAAACAAGGAAGCCAAUUAUACGGCGAGCAUCACAGUACGAUGCGGUUUCCAAUCAUCUGUACGAUUUUUCUAGUUCAGGAUGGUCUCAAUUUAACGUGCUCCUCAGGCGAAUGAUAAUACAACAUAAAAGAGACAUUACAUAUUUAUUGUUCAAACUGUUCAUGUACACAUUUAUCGGCCUAGUAGUCGGUGGCAUGUUUUUUCAAUUUGGAAAUGACGCUUCCAUGACUAUUUUUAAUUAUGGUUUCAUGUUUAUUACCAUAAUCGUUUUUAUGUAUACACCACUUAUGCCAGUAUUGUUAAAAUUUCCUACAGAAGUUCAGCUAUUAAAACGGGAAUACUUCAACCGAUGGUAUGGACUGAACGCUUAUUUUUGUGCACUCACGUGUUCACAACUCCCGAUGCAGAUUAUCUUAUCGUCAAUUUACAUAGCGAUAACUUACUUCUUGACAAAUCAACCGUUGGAAUGGGAACGAGGAAUUAAAUUUUCUGUAGUGUGUUUCAUGGUGUCUUUGUCGUCAGAGAGUUUGGCGUACGCGAUUUCUUCACAACUCAACGUUACGAACAGCGUGUUCUUCGGACCAUGCGUGGCUUGCCCGAUGAUGUUGCUGGCGUCGUUCGGUCUGGGCUACGAUGAGGACGAGAUCCCCGGUCUCAUACGGCUGGGCAUGAAUUUCAGUUACCUGCGAUACGGCGUCGAGGGACUAGUCAUGGCCGUGUACGGCAACGGCCGCGGUCGGCUGGAGUGUCCCAAGACCGAGGACUACUGCGAUCUCCGAGACCCGUCGGCGCUGUUUAAGAUGGUCGGUAUGUCCGAGGUGACGUACUGGGGAUCGAUGAGCGCCCUUUGCGGCAUGUUUCUCGCGUUCAAGGUGGCGUCGUACGUGAUGCUCCGACGGAGGCUCAGCACMAAACCGUCGCUGCUGCUCAAACUCGGUUUCGUCGGCCGUUUCAUCAAGGCCAACUUUAACAUUCCUCGCUAAGGAACCUAUAUAUAUAUAACUCUAUCAUAAUAUUUAUAUACAUAUAUAUAUAUAGGUAGUAUGUACAUAUUAUAACGAUUAUGACUUCAAUAUAAGAUGCGACGGUAAUACGUGUAUAUAGAACGCCACUUCACUGCAAGUCAUAAUAUAAAUACCAAACAGCAUUUGUGAUAUACUUUUACUUUACAAUAACUAUUAUACAGUAAAAAUUAAUAAUAAAAUCUAUGUUUAUAUACGUCAUCGUUGUCCUAAUAAUAAGGUAUGUAUAAUAUGAUAUACGAUUUGUCAACUAAUUACGUAGUGAUAUACCACGUAUCUAUUAUAUUAUAUUAUGUAUAAAUACGCGAUAAUGGGGAAAAGGAAUGACCGAUUUAUAAGCGUGUAAUAUUUAUAUAGAAAUAAUUUUUUGGAAUUUAAAUAAAAUUAUUUUUUUAUUAA